CUCCACUGCUGAUGUUCUCUGCUUUCAUUAGAGCAUCUCCUCUCAAUGAUUGUCAUUUCAGUGAGAAUUUAUUGAAUCAUACAACUUCUCCUUUACUUGAUUGCCCUGCUUGCACAAGCUAAUUACUCUCAGAUUUGAUGUUCAGAACCUGGAGUGCAUCCCUGAAGAGGCGGUGUGGGAUCUGAAGCUUGGCUGGACAGCGGGGUCAGAUCAUCUGUGUGGGCAGACACACGGAGUCCAACCAAGUUUUUCACCCACUGAGUGGUGUCCCACUGGAGCAGCUGGCCACAUCUUGGAGAAAUUCCUUUAGAGAGCCCCCUCACUUUUAACAGGAUGACACUACUCAACUACCCAGUUCCAGAUUUGGACGCUACACUGCAAGAAGUGAGCCGUGUUCUGCAGCUCACACUAUGCCCAGAUAUUUACCUUGAGUUCAAAAGCACCCUGGAACAGCAGAGAAAUGCCCUUGAAGAAGCCCAGAGGAAAUUAGAGGCCAUUGCAGCGGGCCAAGAGAACUGGGUGACUGACCAGUUCAAGAGGGGUUUGCUUUCUUGUGCUGACCCCCUGCCUACUUCAACAGCUCUGCCGGUUGUUCUUCUCCCAUCAAAAGCAAAGGGAUGCUCUCAGCUGGGGAGGGCAGCUGCUCUGCUCUGGGCAGCAGCAAAGUUGUACAGUGAACCCCUCUUGUUGAAGGGCGAUGUUCCUAUGGAGCACACUCAGCAGUCUGAAGUGUUUGGUGCCAGCCGUAUUCCUGGCAAGAGCCAAGACGAAAUUAAGGUCUAUCCAGACAGCCUCCACGCAAUCAUCACCUGUGCUGGUGGAGCAUUCCCCAUUGACAUACUUUGUCGUCCCAGCACCGGUGGACCAGUUUCUGUGCGGUCCUUUAUGGACAUCUACAAGCAACUGGCCCAGGUGAUGGAUCUGCCCAAAGCUGGGAAACAGAACGAUCCCUCUGUCAUUUGCAGCCUCUCAACUUUGGAGCGGAAGACCUGGGGAGCUCUCAGAGAAGAGAUCCUCAAGCAAGGAGGCGAUCCGCAAAAAUCACUUGAGCUCAUGGAGAGUGCCAUCCUUACACUGUGUCUGGAAGACAGUGAAGCACCCUGUGAAAUGCCUGAUAUCCUCAAUGCAGUGAGACUGGGAGGAGGAGGAGACACUCCAUGUCUGCGAUAUUAUGACAAGGUGCUGAAUCUAGUUGUGUUUAAAGACAGCACAGCUGGGAUGGUGUUCGAGCACAGCGCUGUGGAUGGAAUGGUAGCUUCUCUUGUGACAGAACAUGUAUACCAUCUGUCCGAGACUGUUGACUUAAACCUUGUCAAUAAUGACUUAGGAGCAAUGAAGUCUGACACAAUAAACACUGUUCAUUCUGCAAGUCCAAAAGUCCUAACGUUCCCCUUUCAAGGGAUAAGUAGCCUCCAACAGCAACCUGUAUUGACAGUAGACAAUGUAGUUCUUACUUUUGAUCUCCCCUCCUAUCCUGAUGUAUUUUCAACGCUCAGAGAGCAGAGGGGCCUGUAUGAUGCUUGGAUCAACUUCUCCUUGCAGCUCUCCCUUUGGCAAACUCUUGGAGAGUCUGCUGCUAAACACAUGCUUGUCACCCCUACACAUAUGCGGCACUACAAACAUGGCCGUUGUGAUCCCACGUACUCACUCACAAUGCAUUCCCGCAAGUUAGUUAAUACCUUGGCAUCUCGCAUUUGUCCUGAUAACACCAUGCAGUACACUAAUGACUUACUGCAGCUGUUCCAUGUUUCUUUUUUGGAGCACAAAAGGCUCAUCAAAAACACCAAAACCGGUCAAGGUGUUGGUCCUCACCUGGCCGCUCUACGGCAGUCUUUACCAUCUGACAAUCCAUUAAGGAAAUUCCUGAAUCCCUUUGGAUGUCCAUCUGUAUAUCUCACAGGUUCUGAUACGAUGGAAGGUGUAGAGUGUGGGGUAGGAAAUGUUUAUGCCCAAGACCAACUUGCUGUAACCUACCUUGGGAAGAAAGACAAGGUGCAACUGGUGCUCAAUGGAAAGGGGACAUUUGCUGUUGUUCUGAAGAAGCUUCAAGAAAACCUUGAGAUGAAUUUGAAGUUGUUGAUGCUUUUAGCUGUUAGGUAUGCCAUCGCAAGCCAAAUGGGAGCACUUGACUCUCUGUUAAAACAGCAUCAAACGGAGCAGAUGCUUCAUUGCCAAGAUAAUCUUGACAAGGACAAAGGCACUGUUAACGCUGCAUCUGGCAUGUGCUCUGAUUACAUUCUUGUGAUUCAUGGAGGUGCUGGAGAGGAUAUGAUGCUGAACAGUAAAGUGACAGAGAUGAUUGAGUUUGCACUGCAAACAGCCUUAACCAUUGGUGCCCAGAUUCUUGAACAAGGCGGCAGUAGUCUGGAUGCUGUUCAGAGAUCUGUGGAAGCCUUGGAAGACUGCUUUCUAUUUAAUGCAGGUAGAGGUUCAGUGUUUAACAAAGAUGGCAAAAAUGAAAUGGAAGCAACCAUUAUAGAUGGAAAUGGAAUGAGAUCAGGAUCUGUUGCUUGUGUGAAAAGUGUAAAGAAUCCCAUCAAAGCAGCCAGAUGCGUGAUGGAGAGGAGCUCACAUUCACUUAUUGUUGGAGAGGGAGCUGAAGAGUUUCUGCAGGGGUUGAAUGACAAAGAACAGCCAGUUGGGCCACAGUAUUUUUACACUGAUAUACGUCACAAAGAGUUAAUUGCAAAACUCAGUGGUGGAAAUACCUCAAAAAACAACCACCCUCAGACAGUUGGAGCUGUGGCCUUGGAUCGUCGGAACACAUUGGCAGCUGCAACCUCCACAGGUGGGUUGGUGGGAAAAUUGAAAGGACGAGUAGGGGAUACUGCAGUAGCAGGUGCAGGAAUAUAUGCAGAUGACAAGGUAGCAAUUACCUGCUCUGGAGAUGGAGAUGUGUUUUUAAGGAGCAGUGUGGCAGAAAAAAUAGCCAGUCUUUACCACAACAAAGGCUAUAGCCUCAGACAGGCCUGCAAGGAAGUGAUGGCCAAAAAUUUGAAAAAUGUGUGCGCUGGCAUCAUAGCCGUGGAUAAAAAGGGUGAUGCUGUCAUUGAAACAAAUGCUGGUGUGAUGUUUGUGGCCUCAAUGACAUGUGGUAUAUCAAGGGUAGAGGUUCUCAAACCUAUGAAGAGUUUUACCAAUGUGAUCUGGGAAACAGAGGACCUGGUCGCCUACCUGAACCCUAACCCCUGGACCCCUGGGUCAACAAUUCUGACUAGAAAGACUCUGAGUGGGGCUAACAGCAUCUUUCAGUUGCCAACACCUGAUUUUGUUGCUAUGCUACAAGGUGCAAAAACAGUAUCAAACCUGUUAUGUGAGCGACUGGGAGUACAACGCUGUGCUUUGAUUUUUAAUCCAAUCCCUGAUAAACCAGCACAAAUCAGACUACUCCCACUCUGUGGAUUAGAACCAAAGUGGCAGCCCCAUCUGGCAGAAGAAAAGGAGUUCCACAGUUAUGACACAGGCUUCUGUAACUCAAAAAGUGGCCCACGCUGGGAUGACAAGGCACUGACCCAAAUUCAAGCCAAGAUAAGAAAUGCACUGCCUACACCAAAUGCCCCAUCUUGCUUUGACUACUUUGGUGACCCUUCCAAUGAUAACCUGUUUAGCCAGAUUGUACAAGGAGAGCAGCAACAGUGGAGAGUGUGGGAAGACAGUCAGCAUGUUGCCUUCCUGACACCAUACCCAAAUAGACCUGGUCUAACUGUUGUGGUGCCCCGCAGGCCCCUGUCCAGUGACAUCUUCAGGCUCAAUGAUCCUGACUACAAAGCUCUGAUCUUAGCCACAUAUAAAGUUGCCCAACUGCUACAGGAAGGAAUCAAGGCUCCAAGUGUUGCACUGAUCUUUGAGGGGUUUGAGAUCGACCAUGCCCAUGCCAAACUGUUCCCUCUGUUACCUUCACCAGAUGGGGCAAAAGCUGUCAAGCUACAACCAGAAUUCUUUCCAACCUACCCUGGAUUUGUGUCAUCCUUGGAUGGCCCACCUGCCGAUGCUGAAUCGCUCAAAAACAUCCACUUAAAAAUCACCCAGUGCAGGCCUCCUUGUUCAUGGAAAGAUCCUCAGGUUCACUCCACACUGGCCAUGAAAAGCCAGUGGUAUCGCAACCUGUUCCAAAUUCAAAACACUUUAUUCCACAGCACAGUGGAGUAUUUCCACAGUUCUUGCCAGUACUCCUAUGCUCUGACCCCUCUCACCACAGACACCAUAUCUUCACCAAUGGGUCUGGGGUCUGACUCAGAGCCAGUGUCUGUAAGUCUGCUUGGGCAAGAUGUCUACCUGGCUGACUCAAUGCAAUUUGUCCUUGAAUACUUCCUUCGCUUUCAGGAGAACCUCCCCGGAACCUACUACAUAUCUCCUAGCUUUAGAGGGGAAGAUCCAGAUGCCACACACUUGAAUCAGUUCUACCAUGUCGAGUGUGAACUCUUGGGGGACAUGGACGAUGCCAUUUCCAUUGCAGAGGGAUACUUGGUUCAUCUCACCAAGUCUAUGUUGAAAAAUCACUCUGACAUAAUCCAGAACUCUGCUGGAUCCCUAACUCACGUGACAGAAAUCCUGAGCAAAAUGGAAGGAAAAACUUCUCUGCCAAGAAUCCCCCUAGAUCAAGCCAUUUCCAUGAUGCCCUCUGCUGACUGCUUAGAGUGGGUGCAAGACGGCCAACCCCACUUUGGUAGGAAGCUAACCCGCAAAGGGGAGUGCGUUUUAAUAGAGAAAUUUGGUGGUGCUCUUUGGCUAACUGAGAUGGACCACCUGGCAGUUCCCUUCUACCAGGCGUACGUGCAGGGCACAGGUCGGUGCAAAGCCAAAGCAGCUGACCUCUUGCUGGGGCUGGGUGAGACCGUUGGUCUUGGUGAACGCCACUCUACCCCUGAGAUGGUCCAAGAAGCCCUGAGGCACCAUGCAGUACCAGAAGAUUCCUACAAGUGGUACAUUAGCAUGCGCACAGUGAAGCCACUCCUCACUAGUGGAUGGGGCAUGGGGACGGAGCGUUACUUGUGUUGGCUGCUUCAGCAUGAUGACGUUAGAGAUCUGCAUAUCAUACCAAGAAUGAAAGGAAUAAAGUACAUGCCCUGAUCAUAAGACCACAGCAGACAAUUAGGCCAAUAAAUGUAAUAUAUUUGUGGUAACUGGGUCAUACUAGAUUAUACAGUGUGGAUUCUGAGCUCACAAAUACAUCAGGGACACGUAAUUUAUAACUUGGAUCCAAAUUUCUAUUUUUCCUUCUGUUUCUCAGCUUCUAACAAUGUCCUGUAGCCUUUUGUCCUGAAUAUUGAAGCCCUAAAAUUUAGUUAGAACUGAAUAUUACACUGGAUACCACUUUUAUAAAGUACAUAUAUUAAAACUAUACUAUAUUAGGUGGUCAUUUUCUUUGUUAAAGUGUCAGUUAAAUAUAACACAAGUUUAUUUUAUAACCUGCUUUUUAUUGCUUUGUGUUAGGACAAAUCACACAAAACAAAAUUAUGUUUUUCAAAUCAAAGACAAACAACACAUUUUAGUUUUAUUUACGACUGUUUUUAAAAAUCAUUGGAAUCAUUCAUGUAAGCAGGAUUUCAUAUUCCUGUUUUUGUCCUAUGCUACUUGUUGAUUUUCAAACAAAUUAUUGCUUUUAAAGUCAACUGAAUAAUUAAUCAUUGUAGCAAAUAAAUAUUUACCAAAGA
Messenger RNA from Girardinichthys multiradiatus, 5654 nucleotides. RefSeq lists its product as uncharacterized. The record is from RefSeq and is a predicted model, not a curated record. Lineage: Eukaryota; Metazoa; Chordata; Actinopteri; Cyprinodontiformes; Goodeidae. The transcript has 6 exons. The coding region runs from base 334 to 5070 and encodes 1578 amino acids. Gene Ontology annotation, biological process: tRNA aminoacylation for protein translation. Gene Ontology annotation, molecular function: ATP binding; acyltransferase activity; aminoacyl-tRNA ligase activity.